UCCCUUCCUCCCUCCCUUCCUGCUGGCCUGUGAGGAGAGGAUGUUGUCUGGAAGUGUGGGAGAGGAAGGGCCAUCAGGCGAAUGUGUGCGCUCUCUUUCUCUCUUUCCCUCUUUCUUUCUUUCUUUCUUCUGGGUCUGUGUUGGCCUCUCCCGCUCCUCUUUGGAUGUGUGCACGGCCCCUGGGGCAGGGCAGAGGCUCGGCAGCGGCUGGACGGACGGACGGCUGAAACUCAAGCGUAAAUGUCCGACGGAGCGAAGAAUGGCAGCGACAGUCAUAAAGGUGCCCUGCUUCCAGUGGAGGUCUGGCCAGAGCUCGAGAGGGCAGAGAGUCUUGCCAGGGGUGCGGCCUUGAAAUGGGCGUCAGGUGUGUUCUGUCGCCCCGAGCAACUGGAGAGACUGGGGCAAUACAGGAGGAGAGAGAGCCAAAGGACAUCUUCAAUCCACUCAAGACUGAAGUCGGUGGUGCAGUCCUACCUGGAGGGUGUGGGCUGGGGGCUGGAGCAGCUGAGGGAGGCUCGGGCGGAGCUGAGGGAGGUGUCCCACACGCUACAGAAGGUCAGCGCUGAGGCCAAGAAGAGCGUCAAGGGAGCCUCCGCCCUGGAGAAUCUGCAGGAGGUCACGGACGAUCACUGUCAGCUGCUGGCUGCCGUUAGCAACCUCCCCCGCCUCUACUUAGUGAAGAGUAAGGUGUCAGAGACCGAGAGGCUGGUGGAGUCUCGCCGGCUGCUGGAGGCUCACGCGCGGCUGAUGGAGCUGGAGCGCUGGCAGGACGAGGUUCUCCUCCAGGUGUGUGCUCCAGACGGGGGCAGCGGGCAGAGCCUGGCCCCCCAGGACGAGCAGAUGGUGCGGGACUACUUCUCAGGCGUGGGCCGGCUGGUGGAGGCCCUGGGGAAAGAGCUGUGGACGGUGGUGGGGAGCAGCCUGGCGCUGGCACGCCAGAACCCCACGCUGUUCGUGUCGGCGGUGAGGAUCAUCGAGAGGGAGGAGGCGCUGGACCAGGCCCUGCUGGAAGAGAGGGGCCCAGGAGUGUGGGCCGCGGCGGGAACUACCAAACCGCUACCGCCUGGUAGACCACGCUACUGGAGGGAACGCUUCUUCAAGGUGAUGGAGGAGGCCGUAUCAGCGCGUUUACGUAGCGUUUCCUACCUCCAUACGCGGGGGCCGGGACUGGUGGGCCACCUCUCCGCCCUGCAGCACACCGUCAUGGGGGACCUGGCCACGGUGCGCCACCUGCUGGAGCAGUGUGUGCCACCGCACUACCGGCUGACGCAGGCCUACCUGAGAGCGUGCCACCACUGCCUACAGAGCCACCUGGGCCAGGUCAGCAGCUGGGACCUGGAGAGCGGAGAGAUAUUCGCUGUGCUCAACUGGGUGCUGCACAUCUACAACAGUGCAGAGAUGAUGGGUCAACCAGACCUGGUUCCCGAGCUGAAGCAGGGGGAGCUGGGGCCUCUCAUCACACAGGAAGGGCUGGAGCAGCUACAGAAUAAAUAUGUGCAGAGUGUACGGAGAAGUGUAUCUGAGUGGAUGCAUAAGGCCCUGGAGGUGGAGCUAACAGACUGGAAAAGAGACCAGGAACCAGACACUGACCAUGAGGGCUACUACCAUACAAGCUUGCCUACUAUAAUCACUCAGAUGCUAGAGGAGAAUGCCAGAGUGGCCUUUAUGAUCAGUGACAGUCUCCGUGAUCAGACCAUUCAGAUGGGACUCUACGAAAUGGAGAAUCUCCUCAACAGGUUCAGAGAAGCUCUUAUUGAAUUUGGAAAGGAGCAUCGCAAGGAACCCAAUAGUAACAAGUUCUACCUCCAUUACUUACUGGCAUCUAUCAGCAACUGCAUCAUCCUCAAACACUCCACAGAGAGCCUUCAGAGGCAGCUGAGGUGUCCGUCCAUGGGUCGUUUCUCCCGGGCUCCCCCGGGGCCUCUGGCUGCUCUGGAGCGGGCCGUGAAGAAGGCCUGUCGCCUGGUCAUGGACCAGCUGCUCCUGGAUCUUCAGCCAUACCUCCAGGGGCUCCUGACCCGCUCCUGGCUGACACAGGGGAACAUCACCCCAAAACUGUGCACCGUUCUGGAGCACCACUGGGAGCUCUACUUCCGAGUCAGACCACCCUGUCGAGAGCGCUUGCAGGAGGAGAGCCAGUGGCUGGCUGUGGUGGAGUACGUGCGCGCAUUAAUGCAGAAGAGAAUAGUUUGUCGGAACAUAGAGGAGCGAUUACAACUUGCCGAGCGGAUGUCACAGGAUGCUCAACAACUAAGGGAUGUGUUUCAAAGCACAGAGGCAGAGGGUCCGGAGAGUGAGGUUAAUCACAUUGCUCUGCUGAGUGUCCUGGCUGAUCUGAUCCAGCUGAGGGACCCCAGCAUGUUAACUCUAGAAGUCUCUGGUCUGGUUGCAAAGUACCCGGAUAUCAGUGAGGAACAUGUGUUGGUGUUACUGGAAGUGAGGGGUGAUGUCUCCAGGGACAUUCGAGGGACAGUAUUGGAUUUAAUGGAAAGGACUGCCCCAAAACUGCCUUCAGGAUAUCGGCCAAUGUUUUCUGAUAUUCUGGUCCCAGCUCCAAGCAUGCCAUUUUGCUUGCCCACACCCAAGUGUGCUUAACUGAAGCAUUGUAUGUAUUCUGCUAAGACAUCAGCCCGUUACCCAUGCUGGACAUUCAAAAAUAAGUGUCCUCUCUCCCUCAUUGGUGCCUUGGCCGCAACUUUACGUGUUUCUGGAUUCUUCUGACCAAUACCUUCAGUAUCCAUUCACACAGCUCUAUAGACUAAUAUUUGUGACUGGACUAACUGAGAAAGAAGCUUGUUGUUGUCACAUGCACAGAAAUAUUUCUCUUGUGAGAUGUGGCUGACUGCAGGACAGUGGACAGCUUCAGAGAUGGACAUCAGAGAUGAGGCUACAGAACUCGUAUUAUGCACAUAUAUAUGCUGCCGUGGAUGCUAUCGUAGCCUACUGCCUUGUGGAGUAAAAAUGGAGAUCCUCACCAUCUUCGACCUUUAAUGUGACUUGACAAAUAUAUGUAAUUCAUGCAUGAAUGAGCCUCCACUAAUUAUGUAUUGAUAUUAAAAACCGAAUUGUGAAAUGCUGUCAAUUCGGAUUGCCCAACAA
Molecule: messenger RNA, 3099 nt
Organism: Clupea harengus (Atlantic herring)
Lineage: Eukaryota; Metazoa; Chordata; Actinopteri; Clupeiformes; Clupeidae
Gene: exoc3l1
Product: exocyst complex component 3 like 1
Biological process (GO): exocytosis; exocyst localization
Cellular component (GO): exocyst
Molecular function (GO): SNARE binding
Source: RefSeq, a predicted model, not a curated record